Molecule: messenger RNA, 820 nt
Organism: Magnolia sinica
Lineage: Eukaryota; Viridiplantae; Streptophyta; Magnoliopsida; Magnoliales; Magnoliaceae
Product: protein LURP-one-related 5-like
Exons: 2
Coding region: 58-711 (217 amino acids)
Source: RefSeq, a predicted model, not a curated record
GGAAUUCCACACGGCGCCCAUCUCUCUCUCUCUCUCUCUGAAAUUCGCGAAUUGGGAAUGGGAAGAGGGAUCGUGGAAGAACGCUACUGCAACGACGAAGAGACGCAGCUAACCGUCCUCAAGACCUCUCUCUUCUUCUCUGGUGAUGGUUUCACCGUCUACGACCCUAAAGGCGAUGUCGUCUUCCGAGUCGACAGCUACGGCCACGACGCCAAGAACCAACACGAGCUCGUUCUCAUGGACCCCACCGGAAACUGCAUCCUCACCGUCCGUAGAAAGAGACCAAGCCUUCAUCAUCGCUGGGAGGGAUUUCUGGGAGAGAGGAUCGACGGUCAGAAACCCAUCUUCAGCGUCCGACGCUCAUCGAUCAUCGGACGGUCGAGAGUAACCGCGGAGGUGUACGGAAACAGCAGCUCCCCUGUGGAGGAGUACGAAAUCCAAGGAUCCUUCUCCCACCGAAACUGCACCUUCUACAACACCUCCUCCGCAGCUUCCACAGAAACGGUGGCGGAGAUCAAGAGAAAGGUUUCUGCUUCCGCCAAUGUCGUGCUCGGGAAGGACGUGUUCUGCCUCUGCCUCAGGCCCCGUUUCGAUGCCGCCUUCGCUAUGGGCCUAGUACUCGUCCUCGAUCAGAUCAACGGCGAUGAUGAUGAUGGCGGUGGUGGGACAGCUGUGGAUGAUGGGCUCUGUUCUUCGCCUCCCGUUUCGUGAUUUGAAUCGAUUUCGGCUCCUGUUGGAAAAUCUUGGACGUUGGUUUUCUUUCUUCUGUUUUCGCUUACAACAAUCUUCUUUUUUGAGAUUAAACAGCUUUCCAGAUUAA